Dendronephthya gigantea is the source of this 2244-nucleotide messenger RNA. RefSeq names its product G-protein coupled receptor GRL101-like. Gene Ontology annotation, biological process: G protein-coupled receptor signaling pathway. NCBI's taxonomy places the organism in Eukaryota, Metazoa, Cnidaria, Anthozoa, Malacalcyonacea, Nephtheidae. Gene Ontology annotation, molecular function: G protein-coupled receptor activity; protein binding. The coding region runs from base 1 to 2244 and encodes 747 amino acids. The record is from RefSeq and is a predicted model, not a curated record. Gene Ontology annotation, cellular component: membrane. The transcript is spliced from 18 exons.
AUGUUGACUUUGCGUGAACAACCUCAUUGUGCUGUGGUUGAAACACUCAAAGGACAGGCUGAUAUUAUUGAGAAGUCUGGUGAAAUUCACGAUGCUCCUGGUGAGUUCUUGACGCUGGAAUAUUUUGUCUCCGUUCGAAUUAGUGAUCCGAGCGAUUGUCACCCUGCGUUACGAUGUUGUUAUAUCGACCCCAAAAGAUCAAGAAUUCUUGUCGAGGCUCGUGUUACAGUGACAACGCCAGGAUACUUCCCCUCAUCAACAUUCGCCAUAAAUCUUUCAAACAAUUCUUUGGUUAAACUUCAGGCAGCUGACUGGAAAAACCUGACACAUCUGGAGUAUCUAGAUCUCAGCAUGAAUAUGAUAAAGAGGCUGGACCAUAAGAUCUUAUCUGGACUUCAAAAUCUUAAAUACUUCGACUUCUCAAGCAAUAAGAUUCGCAAAAUUCCUGAAAAUACGUUUCAACAUCUAAUAUACUUACAAUACCUGGAUUUGUCAAACAAUUACUUAGACGAGGUUCCUGACAGAACAUUUCAGCCUCUCGUAUCGUUACGUUACCUGGAUAUUUCUCGAAAUCGUUUUAGAAAAAUUCCUAAUAACACAUUCAAACAUCUGGUGUUCUUGCACACCCUGAGACUCUCAAUUAAUACUUUUGAAAUCAUACCUGGAAAUACUUUCCAAAGCUUGGUCUCAUUACGUUCUCUAGAUUUGUCGAGUUGCAGGAUUCGAAGAAUUGAGGAGACAGCCUUUAACAAUUUGGGAAAUUUGACCGCGUUGGACCUCAGUUCAAACCCAGUAAAGUCAAUUGACAGUGGUGCCUUUUCUGGACUUACAAAUUUAGAAUACUUAAAUAUGUCAAACAACUACCAAUUUGAAACUAUUCCAGCAAACAUGUUUCAACAUCUCGUAUCUUUACGCUAUUUAAAUUUGAAGUAUACUGAAAUAAAAAGAAUCGAACCUGGAGGGUUUAGCGGUUUGCGAAAUUUGAUUUCUUUAGAUUUGUCGAAACAUGCACUCAAGUAUAUUCCUAACCGUGCAUUUCAGGGACUGGUGUCUCUACGAUACCUAGAUUUGACAAGUAACAAAAUUAAAAAAAUUGGACGUGGAGCGUUUCACGACUUGGGAAACCUAAUCGAGCUAAAUAUGACUUACAAUAAGGUUGAAAAAAUUCCUCACGAAACAAUCAAAGAACUGACGUCCUUGCGUUUGCUGAAGGUCGAUUACUUCAAUAUUUGCUGCAUUGCGCGGAAAAUUAACCCAAGGUUAACUUGCGAUUAUACUGAAACAGUUCGAGAGGGUUUCUCAAAUUGUAACGAACUUUUGAAGAAUCCCUUUCUGAGGUACUCUGUAUGGAUUUUUGGACUUUUGGCGCUCGUUGGAAACCUUAUCGUGGUAGUAUGGCGAUGCAUUUCCCAAGACACGAACAAAGUUAAUUCAUUCUUUUUAACGAAUCUUGCGGUAGCGGAUUUGUUGAUGGGUGUGUACAUGUUGAUCAUUGCUGUAAAGGGCACCCAAUGGAAAAACACUUUUUACUUGCAUGAUAAAAGCUGGCGGAAAAGUACUCUGUGUGUAAUCGCUGGAGUGAUAUCAACUCUCUCAAGCGAGGUAUCAGUAUUUACCUUGGUGAUGAUAACGCUUGACCGUCUCGUCUGUAUCGUCUUCCCGUUUCGAUUCCAACGUUGGUCUAUGAAGAUAGCUUUCGUGUUAAUGGCCGUGGUUUGGACUCUUGGCUGUGGCAUCUGCAUAGCAAUGAUAAUGUAUGAUUAUGAAUUCUACGACAGGGAUAAUUACAUCCCCUUUUUUGGCCGCUCAACCGUGUGCAUACCAUUGCAAUUGUCCAGCGAGCGCAUCUCUGGUUGGGAGUUCUGCCUCUUCGUGUUUCUUGUUCUUAAUAGUAUUUCGUUUCUUUUCAUACUCCUGGCGUAUGUGAUCAUGUAUCGCACGGUGGUUAAGUCAGCAAAGGCGGUUAGAUCAACAAGAAUGAAUCAAAAUUCGUCACUUGCCAAACGCAUGAUGUUCAUCAUUUUAACUGAUUUCCUCUGCUGGUUUCCUGUGAUCAUUAUCAGUAUCUUGGCAUUAACAGGAAAUUUGGAUGAUCCAACAAAGACGAUAUACGUCUGGAUUGCUGUGUUCGUGUUACCCAUCAACUCAACGAUUAAUCCCAUACUUUAUACUUUCUCUACAUCGGAUGUCUUCAUGAAGAUCCUGACGUGGCCUUUCAAAUCGACUGCUUCUUCUAACAUUUGA